Messenger RNA from Ceratosolen solmsi marchali, 1309 nucleotides. RefSeq names its product ceramide synthase schlank (gene schlank). The transcript has 6 exons. The coding region runs from base 44 to 1177 and encodes 377 amino acids. Gene Ontology annotation, molecular function: sphingosine N-acyltransferase activity; DNA binding. The record is from RefSeq and is a predicted model, not a curated record. Gene Ontology annotation, cellular component: membrane. Gene Ontology annotation, biological process: ceramide biosynthetic process. Lineage: Eukaryota; Metazoa; Arthropoda; Insecta; Hymenoptera; Agaonidae.
GAAGAGAAACACGAGGGACACGAGGCGAAGCCCGGAUAGCGCGAUGCUUGCGAUGCUUGAGCUCGCGCGUAACGCCUCCAGGGCCUUCUGGACGCCAGACGUCUGGCUGCCACCGAACGUCACCUGGGACGAUGUAGCACCAACGCCACGCAACAACUACGCCGAUUACCGGCACUUGUUUUAUCCCCUGCCGAUGGCCUUGGUGCUCCUCGUCAUACGAUACGCCCUCGAGAGGUUCUGCUUCGCACCACUUGGAAAAAGUUUAGGCAUUAAGACAUCACGAGCGAAGAAGGCAACUCCUAAUCCUAUAUUGGAUAAAGCCUAUGGUGGCAAGAAGAUUAAACAAAAACAGAUUAUAUCGCUCGCUAAGCAAUUGGACUGGAGCGAAAGACAAGUAGAACGCUGGUUGAGAUUGAGACGUGCUCAGGAUAGACCCUCGACACUGACAAAGUUUUGUGAAAACAGCUGGCGAUGUUUGUAUUAUACAUACUCUUUCCUCUUUGGUGUAUUUAUUCUGUGGAACAAACCAUGGCUGUGGAAUAUCAACAAUUGUUAUUACAAUUAUCCUUAUCACCCAAUAAGUUCCGAAGUAUGGUGGUAUUAUAUGAUAUCGAUGGCAUUUUAUUGGUCGCUAAGCCUUUCUCAAUAUUUUGAUGUUAAGCGGAAAGAUUUUUGGCAAAUGUUUGUACACCAUAUAGCGACUAUCGUUCUCAUGUGCUUUUCCUGGAUUGGUAAUCUAACAAGGAUCGGCUCUCUUGUACUUCUAGUUCACGAUUGUGCGGAUAUUUUUCUAGAGGCAGCAAAAAUAGCAAAAUAUUCAAACUAUCAAAAAAUUUGUGACUUUAUUUUUGUAAUCUUUACGAUAUUGUGGAUCGUCACAAGAAUGGGCGUUUUCCCAUUUUGGAUCAUCUACAGCACCUUGAUCGAAGCACCAAAGAUAGUGCCGAUGUUUCCAGCAUAUUACAUUUUUAAUUCUCUGUUGAGUCUAUUACUGAUACUUCACGCCUUCUGGACUUGGCUUAUUUUAAAAAUAGCUUACAAUGCAUUUUAUGCUGGCCAGAUGGAAGGCGAUAUUCGUAGUGAUAGUAGCGAAGAAAUUUCCGAAGAGCUCAAUGGAGCAACAACAAACAAUGUUAACCACACCAGUAAGCCUAAUGUAAGGCAAAAACAAAACUAGUGUAAGUAAUUUAUCGUCGUCGAAGCGAAUGGGAAAAAGUAUUACACCGAUUAAGAGUGGAUGUGUUGCUUUUGGCAUUUGAGUGACGAAAAAUAUGGACUAAAAUAUAAAGAUUAAAAUUUUGUAAUUAAA